This is a messenger RNA of Blepharisma stoltei, 1638 nucleotides long. Lineage: Eukaryota; Ciliophora; Heterotrichea; Heterotrichida; Blepharismidae. The record is from the annotation of a GenBank genome assembly.
AUGAAAAGAAACUCAAGGAACCGGAAUACCUCAGAAUCAGACUCAAACCCAGCCCCUUCGCCUCAAAAAAGAAUGAAACAAGACGAAAGCACCGUCAGCUCAACUGACACUUGGAGAGAAAUCAGUAAUUCCUAUUCAGGCGGGCUAAUGACAAUAAACAUUUCUAGUUCCCCAUCAGACAAAGUCUUACUCCCCCCCUCGAAGUUCGACCAAGAUAUAGGGAAAAAUUCCUAUUUUUUUGGAAAAUUAACCCCCCUCAAAGUUCGAUCAAGACCUAUAUAAAUUUAAGCAAUUUUUCAAAAAUUUUUAAAAUAUGUGGGGUGAGCUUGCGAUUUUUGUAUUCAGGUUCUAAAAAAGCGUUACAAAACCAUCUUGCACUAUUUUUUCUAACCCUUACACCCUCUCAACCAUACAAAAGAAUAUGAUAAAUAUUUUUUUUUUUUAACUACUAAAUUAUAUAAACAAAAUUCUAUAUAAUUUUUUUUAAAAAAAUUUUUCUUAACCCCCCUCGAAGUUCGACCAAAAAAAUCUUGGUCGAACUUCGAGGGGGGGGAGCUAGGUUUCGACAUGGACAGCACCCUAAUCUGCACAAAAUCAGGCAAAACCUUCGCAGUCAACGAAAAUGACUGGAGACUCUUAUAUGACCAAAUCCCAGAAACCCUGAAAAAGUAUAGUAGUGACGGCUACCGCAUUGUGAUCUUCACAAAUCAAGGAGGCGUCAAAGCUGGAAAGCAAGACAAAAGCGCUCUUCAGAGAAAAAUAGAAGCUGUGGUCUCUGCUCUUGAGGUCCCAACUUUAGUCCUUGCCGCAAUAGACGACGAUGAGUUUAGAAAACCAUGCCCAGGCAUGUGGGAUUACUUUGUUAAAAACUUAAAUGGAGGGGUUGCUCCAGAUAUGGAGCAGUCUUUCUAUAUUGGAGAUGCAGCAGGAAGACCUGCGAGUGGAGGCAGGAAAAAAGAUUUCAAUGACACUGACUUAAAAUUUGCGCUAAACAUUGGGGUUACCUUCCAGACUCCUGAACAGUUCUUUUUAGGAGCACAUGAAAAUAUCCCAGAAGUCGAAAUAAACCCAAAACUUAUCAAAAAAGGUAAAAUUAAUAUAGAGGGGCCUGUGUUGAAAGGAGAGACUGAUAAUUCAACAUUAAUGAAAGACCAUCAGGAAGCAAUUAUUUUUGUAGGGUCUCCUGGGUCUGGAAAAUCGACUUUUUGGAAAAAUAAUUUAUCGAGGUAUGUGAGGGUUAAUAAUGAUACACUUAAAACCAAGGAAAAAUGCAUGAAGACUAUGAGGGAUGCCCUUAAUGCAGGAAAAUCAUGUGUAAUUGAUAAUACAAAUCCUACUGCUGAAGUCAGGGCAAAUUACAUAAAUAUUGCAAAAGAAUUCAAUGUCCCUGUCAGGUGCUUUUUAUUUUCUAUGCCAAAAGAGAUGGCUUUCCAUUUAGAUACUUUGAGACUUGUUAAUAAGCAUAGAAAUCAUUUGUCUGGAAGGGUUGGGAGUAUGCCAAUCCAUAAGUUUUAUAAAGACUUCCAAAGGCCUGAGCUGAGGGAAGGGUUUGAAGAAAUUAAAGAAGUUGAGCUUGUAGGAGGGCCAUUUGAUAAUGAAGAAGAUGAAAAACUAUUUUUCAGUUUUGUUCAUUCUUAG